AAAUGGCCGGCACCGCGCGGGUUAAAGAAGACUCGCAGUGUAGUAGUUUAGUCUGUUUAUUUAGUAUUUAAUUUUGAACAAUAACUGAAAAGUCAGAAUGAUUGAAUCACUGAUUCUGAUGACUGAUACCGAUUGACUGAUUGAGUCCGAGUCACUGUAAAAAAAAAAAAAAAAAUCGGUGAGCAUGCCGCGCUGUAAAUGUCGUCUUCGAUAGUUUUCAGAGUACCGCAAAAAAAAAUACCGCAGGAUUUUUUAGUGCGGUAUUUUCAGAAAUUUUGCGGUAGUGCGGUACUACUGCACUAAGUACCGCACUUGCCCACCUCUGGUUAUUGAGGUUAUGAGUUACAGUUGAGGUUAUGACGUUAUUAAGGUUAUGAGUUGCAGUUAAAAUUAUGAAGUUAUGAGUUGCAGUUGAAAUUAUGAUGUUAUUGAGGUUGAGCUGCAGUUGGUUAUGAGGUUAUUGAGAUUAUGAGUUGCAGUUGAUGUUAUGAGGUUAUUGAGGCUAUGAAUUACAGUUGAGGUUAUUAAGAUUAUGAGUAGCAGUUCCGCUUAUGAGCGAGAUGAGAAGCUGCACCGUCACCGUGAGUCAAGUCUGCGAGCCGGCAAUCAUCUUCAGUUGAGAGAUGAUAGUGGCCUCAGUCUGCUCUGUUUGGCUCCCAACACCAUCCUCCACCAUGGCUCCUCUGCUUGGCUACUGGAAACUUCGUGGGUGUUUAACGUGCCAAACUACGAAUCCGUGAGCCCAGAUUCGAAUCCCGGGCCGGUCAGUCGGCGAGCAACUCACCCAGUUGGCAGCUGCUCGAUCAUCGUUCCUGUCGGGCUACUGGCCCAGUACAUCCGGACGCUCCUUGAGUACACCGGCACCAAGUAUGAAGAGAAGCUGUACCUUUUUGACUCCGAACCAUCAUGGCCAGAUGACAAAUUCAACCUGGGACUUGAUUUUCCCAAUUUGCCAUACUACAUUGAUGGUAACGUCAAGCUCACACAGUCUGCUGCCAUAAUGUACUACAUUGGCCGGAAGAACAACAUGAUUGGGAAGACAGACGAGGAGAAGAUGUACGUGGAUAUGCUGGUCAACCAAGCCGUAGACAUGCGAAUGCGCUAUGCAUACCUUGUUAAUGAUUCUGAUUUUGAAGAGAAGAAACCCAAGUAUUUGAAUGAAGACUUGCCAAAGACCCUGAAGAUGCUGUCUGACUACCUGGGCGACAAGACCUGGGUCCUCGGUGACCAGAUUACCAUCCCAGACUUUAUAUUCCAUGAAGUCCUUAUCAUCAACCUGGAUCUGGACAAGCGUUGCUUGGACAAUUAUAAGAAUCUUCAAGUCUAUAUCAAGCGAUUUGAGGAGCUUCCAACCAUCAAGAAGUACUUGGCAUCUCCAAGGCUCAUCAAGUCUCCCGUCAGCGGUCCAUUGGCCAAGUUUGGAAACAAGUAACAAGAGACUCAAAAACUUCUAUCCAUAAGAUGUCAAAGAUUUUUUUUAUUUUUUUUUUAUCAUGAGUUAAAUUGAAUAGGCUUCCACCUUUUCUGCUAUAGUGCAGUAAAUUCAUUCAACAACAAAUCCAGCGUCAGCCCACCCAGCUGCUCACCCUCCCUUUUGGACUGCUCAAUAUAUGGUUACCUGAGAAAGCCUGGGGAAGGCAAGCUUUGGUAACCUGGAGGUUAUACUUGCCCUCUGGCCCGGGGUAAUGAGUCACAUAUAUCCACCACAAGCUCAAGGGCCGGUGUGAAAGAAAUGAGCACUGAGGCCAUGCACAGCUUUAGCCAUGUCCCUUAACUUUGCACUUGCUUUCAUCAAACUGCAGUUACAUGAUUCCCUUAAUUAAACGAGCAUGAACCCAAAGAUCUACUUAAAUACAACCAAAUAAUGUAUGUUGAACUUAACUGCGAAAACGCAGGGGCUGAGAGGACAUAAGAAGAAACUUAAUAAAGGAACCUGUUUGAGUUACUUUAAAAAGU
Molecule: messenger RNA, 1956 nt
Organism: Eriocheir sinensis (Chinese mitten crab)
Lineage: Eukaryota; Metazoa; Arthropoda; Malacostraca; Decapoda; Varunidae
Product: glutathione S-transferase Mu 2-like
Exons: 6
Coding region: 533-1432 (299 amino acids)
Biological process (GO): glutathione metabolic process
Molecular function (GO): glutathione transferase activity
Source: RefSeq, a predicted model, not a curated record